AUGAAGUUAUCUUCUUCCCUCUCGUCGGCGUUAAGCGGAUCUCCAUGGCUGAUGCUUUCUCCCGAAGAAGGUGGUUGUAUGCUGUACAAUCCAAAAGAAGGCAAUAUCGAAAGGGACCUGCUGGAAGACUUUCCAGGGUGUCGAGUCCUGGCAAACUCGGGUAACUGGUGCUUGGUGUUAGAUUCUGGAUCCAAUUUAUUUAUCGUAGACGUGUUUAGCAAGGAAACGAUCCAUCUCCCGUCUCUAGAGUCGAUUAGGUCAACUACUUGUCCUAUCAAGCGCGUGGGUGAUGUUGUGAGGGGCCUUUUGUGGGUAGACAAAGGGGGAAAAGAUUACGUUGUGGUGUGGUUCUUCGACCGCGAAUAUAACCACGAUUGCCUAAGCUUUUGCAAGAAAGGGGAUACUCACUACACCGACAUCCCUCUGUUUGACCGAGACGCUCACUGGUAUAGGGGUUUAUCCGAGAUGGUGCUACGGGGUUACACUCUUUACAUCACAACAAGUCGUCGUUUUGUUCGAGUCCUAGAUCUGUCUGGAGGACAUGAGCAAGGUUACUCCUCCUUCAAGGAGACUACCAGGCCAUUCCCAAUGCUUUCUUGUUAUGAAUCAUGCGAUUCUAGCAUUGCGGUUACAACAUCAGGAGAAGUUUUGUUGGUUGAGAGUGAUCCAUGGAAUAGGACCUGGUUCCGCGUCUACAAGAAGGAUCCUGAUAUAGAAGACCCGGAUUCCUCCUGCCACACGGUUCUUGAGGUGGAUUCUCUUGGUGGUGAGGCCCUGCUUCUUGACUUGGGUUUCACCGUGCCUGCUGACGAUGCCCUUGGCAUCGAACCAGACUCCAUCUAUUUCACCCGCCACUACCGUCCCAGCCAAUGGAAAGGCCGUGACCUUGACAUCUGUGUGUACAAUCUUGCCACCAAAUCCUUCAAACGCUUUUCUGAUCUUGAUGUCAUGAAUCUCAUGGAUGCUCGAUGGUUUCUCUCUGAAGAUUAA
Messenger RNA from Brassica rapa (field mustard), 990 nucleotides. Its product is annotated as F-box protein At5g25290-like. NCBI's taxonomy places the organism in Eukaryota, Viridiplantae, Streptophyta, Magnoliopsida, Brassicales, Brassicaceae. The record is from RefSeq and is a predicted model, not a curated record.